Molecule: messenger RNA, 480 nt
Organism: Knipowitschia caucasica
Lineage: Eukaryota; Metazoa; Chordata; Actinopteri; Gobiiformes; Gobiidae
Source: the annotation of a GenBank genome assembly
AUGGACCUGACUCGGCUGGCUGUGGAUGCUGGACAGUUCAUCAAUCGCGCUGUUCAGAUGAACCACAUGCAGAGCCUAAAUGAAUUUGUGGAGGCCCAAACAUGUUACUUUGAUGAGUGCAAUCAACUUUCUCAAGAACUACAGAAACAACUGGAAAGUAUCCCUGCUGUAUUAUGCUCAAACAAUUGGCAGUCUGCUAUUACCGAUGGAGUGGACAAGCCAUCAACGGACAAUCGUGUUUUGGAUGAGGUUAAUGGGUCAAACCGGGAUAAUCCAGUUCUCCUCCAGCGGAUCCCAGAUUUUGACCAGGACUCUUGGACUGAACCUCAAAAGAUGCCGCAAAAUGGGGCGGAUCUGCUAAGUCUAUCCAAUAGUAACUUCAAUAACAACAACACCAUGGCAACAGAAAUUCAAGGAAACAUCUCUGUCGCUGGAAUGGGGUGGGUCUCCGAACACAUCAACAUCUCCAAGUCCAAAUGA